Sphaerulina musiva SO2202 is the source of this 832-nucleotide messenger RNA. RefSeq lists its product as uncharacterized. The transcript has 2 exons. The record is from RefSeq and is a predicted model, not a curated record. Bases 153 to 458 code for a protein of 101 amino acids. NCBI's taxonomy places the organism in Eukaryota, Fungi, Ascomycota, Dothideomycetes, Mycosphaerellales, Mycosphaerellaceae.
CUCAUGGAUCUCUUGCGAGUAGUCGCCCGACAACAUCGGAACAGGUUACACCUGACCUGCUCUAGUGAUACCGACUCCAGGUCCUCUUCCUCGGAGCGUGUUCGCACUCAUGGGCGACCUGAGGACCAAUAGGAUCAUCCCCAUCAUUCUCCAUGCGAUAUUCCCUGGCGAGAGUGCAUCUAGGCUCUAGCCGACUCCAGCCUCGAGGCUCGAGCCACGAGAGAUGCUUGACAUACCCAAAGGACGCAAUGUUGGCUCAAUUCGUUAUCGCAGCUCCUCGGGAUAGAAAGAAAGGCCGAUUGCAAGACAGCAAGUUAUUACUAUAUUGUUCUCAACUGGAGCCUAUAACACAGGGCACAAUCAACACUGUAACAGCACUGAUGACAAUUCGUAAACCAGGUCUAUUGGCUGUCGCUGCCCGUGCUAGCUACGGAUGCGAGACAGAACCAGUGGUAUAGGGCGAUCGGAGGGCUACAUCAGAAGUCUGUAUUAUCGCGCGUUGAUCGAACGUGCCCCGGUGUGGACAGCAUGCUCCAUUUGACACCCACCCGUACAGACUAUCCCCAGGCCCAUGCUGGUCUAGCUUUGCUGUGACACCGGGCAUCAUACAACCUGAACUUUAACUCGAUCCAGGACCGAUGCCAGUAAGUAGUGUCAUCCUUCGGAAAAUUGACAGCGAUGCGGCAGGGCCGCGCGUCUGAUUCGGGAUCAUAGCACAAGCGCCCAUUGAUGACCGGCUCUCUGUCAAUCUGUAGAGCAAAUAGGAUACCGUUGAGUGAGCAGUCCAAACGAUUGCUAGGUGCCUAAGGUAGGUAGCCAAUUGAUAUCAUUU